Molecule: messenger RNA, 519 nt
Organism: Saprolegnia diclina VS20
Lineage: Eukaryota; Oomycota; Saprolegniomycetes; Saprolegniales; Saprolegniaceae
Exons: 1
Coding region: 11-436 (141 amino acids)
Source: RefSeq, a predicted model, not a curated record
UUGCUCUCUUAUGCUCCCACCAAAGAUGUCCCAGCCCGCGCAUCUUCGGUGCACGUACGCCUACAAGUCGUGCACCAACAUGCGCACGUACCGCAACGACGGCGUCCUCCACACGCUCUGCGAAUUCCACCGCAACAAGGCGAAUAUGAUUCAAAAGACGUAUGCGACCAAGCGUCGCCAGCGACUGCGCGCACAGCGCGGUGCGGCCGGCCUCCCGCCGCGCCCCAUCCGGUAUAGCGGCCCCAUGGAACCGAUUCCGUAUCGCCCGCUCGCGCCGCCGACGCCGCUCUCGAUCGAGCCCAUGGACCUCCAAGCUCUCACAAUGUUUCUGCCUGAGAUGACCGACGACAUUGAGCCGACCAACGUGUGGUCAGAAGCUACGCCCCUCUCGGACGAAGAAAAGGAGUUUCUCUCCGAACUCAUGCCGUCCGAGUGACAUCGCCCGCGACUAUUGCGUGCGUGCUAGAAUAUAUAUAUAAAAUCUAAUAAGUUAAACCCCUCGAUAUCGAGAAACCCACA